Hyalella azteca is the source of this 1301-nucleotide messenger RNA. It is a transcript of the gene Ufm1, whose product is annotated as ubiquitin-fold modifier 1. The record is from RefSeq and is a predicted model, not a curated record. Gene Ontology annotation, biological process: protein K69-linked ufmylation. Gene Ontology annotation, cellular component: nucleus; cytoplasm. Bases 175 to 441 code for a protein of 88 amino acids. The transcript is spliced from 4 exons. Lineage: Eukaryota; Metazoa; Arthropoda; Malacostraca; Amphipoda; Hyalellidae.
UGACGUGGUGUACUUUAGUUCCAACUCCCAAUCAGUGUUUUUCCAUCAGAAGUAGAAGUAGCGGCCUUCCCACCAGCUGCAACAGCUGUCUGCUGGAUGUAACUCGGACAAGUUUGUUUACUUCCUCACUCUCCACUUAUUCAUGAUUUAGUUGAACGUCCAACUAUACACAUAAUGGGAACUAAAGUCACCUUCAAGAUCACCUUAACUUCUGAUCCUAAACUACCCUUCAAAGUGCUGAGUGUGCCCGAUGGGACGCCGUUCACCGCAGUGCUGAAGUUCGCGGCGGAAGAGUUCAAAGUGCCGCCCGAGACGUCGGCCAUCAUCACUGAUGACGGCAUCGGCAUCAACCCUAGCCAAACUGCCGGAACCGUGUUUCUGAAGCACGGGUCGGAGCUGCGUCUCAUACCACGUGACCGAGUCGGCGCCCGGCAGAGAUGAAUCUCGUCCUUCCUUCAUGGCUGCUUAUUUUCGAUUUUUUCGAAUUUUCUUUUUUAAUUUUUUCGAUUUUUUCCUAAUUUCGAUCUUUUCUUUUUCCACUUCUUCUCUUCCCGCCUGAGUCCGUUCACAGGGCCCGGUUUUAUUCCAUAUUUAAAUAAGAAGAGGCGCAUGCUGAUAUAAUCGUGUUAUCAGGGGGAUAUUGUGGUAGCCUAUGCGUAGAUAUAGCUUUCUUGCUUACAUUCGGAAGAAUAAAUAGGUUACAUUGCCCAAAGAUUGAUGUACUUUCUGCUCGUAACACUUAUGCUCUUUUUUUACCGGGACAAAGGGGUCUAGGUGACAUACAUAGCGCUAACAUUGCUUCAAUGUUUGAAGUUAAUCAAAUUUCUUCGAGUUUUGUGAAUUUGUUUGCAUUAAACCAUGACUUGGGAUUUGGUUCGUGGCUGCAUUUACAUCUAAUAACGCUGAGCUUGACAGCUCUACAGCGGUCCUGGAACAAUAAAAUGUAUUAAAAAUUAGUAACUUUCUCAAAUUCACAGAGAACUGCAGGGAUCAUUAGAAGCGCUUGGAAUUAGCCUUGGUCAUGUUGUGGAUAUAUUAAUUUUUUUUACUUUUCAAAUACACAUGUUUUGGUUAAGCGCCUUAAACUUCUGAGUUUAGUUUAGAUUGAAUUAAGUAAAAAAUUAUCCAAAUGUUAUUCAAUUGUAGUGUUGGUCCGAAUUGUUCGUUAACGUUCACAAUUCUUCAUUCCUUAAAUUCUUUUUUUACUUUUAAUAUUAAUAUAAGUGCAAGUGUAAUGGCUAAAUGGGUCCUAUUUAUUCUUACUUGAAUUUUUUCGAAGGAAUACAACUGGUGUCUUGAAA